Messenger RNA from Myiozetetes cayanensis, 528 nucleotides. Its product is annotated as cytochrome c oxidase subunit 5B, mitochondrial. Gene Ontology annotation, cellular component: mitochondrial envelope. Lineage: Eukaryota; Metazoa; Chordata; Aves; Passeriformes; Tyrannidae. Gene Ontology annotation, biological process: mitochondrial electron transport, cytochrome c to oxygen. The record is from RefSeq and is a predicted model, not a curated record. The coding region runs from base 71 to 451 and encodes 126 amino acids. The transcript is spliced from 4 exons.
UUCCCGCCGUCCCGGUCCCCGCGUGACGCAGUUUCCGCUUCCGGCCCGCAGCGGAAGAGCCGGCUCCGCCAUGGCCUCAAGGUUACUGCGGGUGAGCGCGGCCCUGCGGCUUCUGCCCGGCGCCUCCGCCCGCGCCGCGCCCGCCCGAUGCCUCGGCGUGCCGGGGAGCCUCGCCACGGAUGAGGAACAGGCGACCGGGCUGGAGAGGAAGGUCAUGGAGGCCAUGAACAAGGGCCUGGACCCCUACAGCAUGUUCCGGCCCAAGCGCUACGCAGGCACCAAGGAGGACCCCAACCUUGUGCCCUCCAUCACCAACAAACGCAUCGUGGGCUGUGUCUGUGAGGAGGACAACAGCUGCGUGGUUUGGUUCUGGCUGCACCAGGGCGAGGCCCAGCGCUGCCCCUCCUGUGGGGCCCACUACAAGCUGAUCCCCCACGAGCUGCCCCACUGAGGAGGGGCUGUGGGACCCCCCCGGGGCCCUGCUGAGCCCCCCCUGCACCUGAGCCCCAGAUAAAGAGAUGAUGUGGA